UUUCUCUUUUUAUCAAAAUUCAUUUACGAUACAAAACGACGUUUGUCCUCCAUUGCACAAAAAAUGAAUAAAGACGAUAAAAAAAACGGAGAUAAUGAUACAAAAAUUAAAUUUAUUCAAGAUGGGAAGAAUCUUGAUGAUGCUAAAGUUAAGAUUGAAGGAAGGGAAGAUGCUUUCACAGGCUUGACUAAAGAAGAAUUGAUGGAAUACGCGAAUGAUCCUUUUUGGGUAAGAUUGAGGUGGUUCCUAUUCAUUUUGUUUUGGUUGGUUUGGAUAGCCAUGUUGGUAGUUGCAAUUGUACUUAUCAUAAGGGCACCAAGUUGUUCAACUAAAAAGGCAGAAAAUGAAGCGAAAGAUUCUGCAAUUUAUCAAAUAUACCCAAGAUCCUUUAAAGACUCAAAUGGGGAUGGUGUUGGGGACCUAUUAGGAAUUGUAUCAAAAUUAGAUUAUAUUGCCAAAUUGAACCCAAAAUUUGUUUUGAUUAAUUCUCCACUUCAAACGAAUCCACUUCUUCAAGAUGAGGGACUUGUUAAUUUUACUAAAAUAAAUACUGAAUAUGGAACAAAUUCUGAUUUUAAAGCUCUAAUUGAUAAAAUUCAUGAGAAAGGGAUGAAGGUAAUUAUGGAAUUAGAUAUACAUCAUUCCAGCAAUUUACAUCCAUGGUUUCAAAAAUCUCUUGCUGGUACAACUAGACAUAGAGAGUUUUAUGUUUGGGAAAAUGGUAAUGGUGGAAAUCCACCCAGUAAUGAACGGAGUUUUUGGGUUGGGUCUACAUGGACAUUUUCACCAGAAAGAAAUCAAUAUUAUUUGAGCCAUUUUGCUUCUAAAUUACCCAACCUUAAUUUAAACAGUGAAGCUUUGAAAACAGAAAUCAAAGAUAUUAUUGAAUUUUGGUUGAAAUAUGAUGUUGAUGGUUUUCUCUUUCCUAAUGCUGAUAUAUGGUUUAAAUAUAUCCCAACAACAACUUUAAAUAUAUCAUCAAUGCCUAAAAAUAUUACCCUUGAAGAAUAUAAAACCAAUGACUUGAUUUCAUUUAUCAAAGAUGUUAUUGAAAAUGCUAACAAAAAUAGAAGAAUUAUGUUAGUUGAACCAUACUUAGAAGACAGCACAAUGCUUUAUGGCUCUAAAGCUGAUAUAGUUGUUAACAAAGCCCUAACACAGAUCAAUGGAAAUUGUGAUGCUCAAUGUGUUGCUAAUUAUGUACAAAAUGUCAGGAAACAAGUACCAGAAAAGAAAGGGACUUGGAUGUUGGGAAAUAAAGAUGUAAGCAGAAUAACAUCCAGGAUGGGAAGCCAAACUUAUGUAAAUGCACUGAAUGCCUUACUUUUAUUAUUACCUGGUACAUCCUUACCUUAUUAUGGUGAUGAAAUAGGUCUUACUGACAACCCUCUAUCAUCCCUUCAACAAUCCUAUGACCCUUUAUGCAAAAUUCCUUUCAAAGGUGAAUGUAGAGAUAUGUUUAGAUCGCCCAUGCAAUGGAAACCUCAAAAUAAUGCAGGCUUUUCCAAUGUUUCCUCUCAAUCUUGGACACCUGUCAACCAAAAUUUUGAAAGCAAUAAUGUUGAGACUUUAGAACAAACCAACAAAUACAUUCCAGUAUUUUCCCAACUGAUGGCUCUCAAAAAAACGGAUCCAUUCUCUGGUGGUCAUUUUAAAAUCAUCUCUCAGAAUCCUAACAUUUUUGCUUUUGUGCGCAAAUGCCAUGAUUCCCCUAAUUACAUUACCCUCAUCAAUCUUGGAAAGGAGACAUCAACUUUUGUAAACAAUCGAAAUGUCACACAAUUAUCUGAUAAAGCAGAAAUUGUUUUGGAUUCCUUGAAAACAAAAGCCUCUCUAACCCCACCCAAGGUUGAGAAUUUAUUGCAGCCCAUGACUCUUGUGCCUGGGCAGGUUAUUGUGCUCAAACUUAAAGAAUAAAUAAUAUCCCACACUGCCUUUACUUAACUAUUUUAUUUUAAAUAUAUAUUAUAAUGCUUAAAAUAUAAACACUUUAAAACCUUCAAAUUAAAAAUAUUUUUCCAAAUUCAAUCUAAAUAUAUUUAAAAAAACUUUUUUUUUUUAUAUUUCCCUAUGCUUUAAACGUAUAUAACUGCUAUCACUUUAAAAUAAAAUUUAUAAUUAUUUUUUUUUGUGUUAAUUAACAUUUUUAUGAAAAUGAUAUAUAUUUAAAAAAUUCCAAAAUAAAUAGAUUCCGUUUCUAAA
Messenger RNA from Gordionus sp. m RMFG-2023, 2202 nucleotides. RefSeq names its product amino acid transporter heavy chain SLC3A1-like. The coding region runs from base 64 to 1917 and encodes 617 amino acids. The transcript is spliced from 10 exons. Lineage: Eukaryota; Metazoa; Nematomorpha; Gordioida; Chordodea; Parachordodidae. Gene Ontology annotation, biological process: carbohydrate metabolic process. The record is from RefSeq and is a predicted model, not a curated record.